AUGCCAGUUGCGUUUGCUUCCAGUGGCAAUACAGCUGCUUCCACUUCUCCUGAUACCACCACCAAUUUAAGUUUCCCACCGCAAGAAGAAAUCGAUGACCGUCAAUUGUCAUCUCAAUCGGACCCCAUACUGACCAUUCAGGAAAAAUCCAUGCCUUUGAGCCAACAGAUAUCUAUUUUGACAGUAGCUAAUCCGUUGAAUAUCACCGAAUAUGCUCACCAUUUGAACCGGUUGGCGAGGUUAUUGUACGACAAUACCGAGAACCCCCAGGUUAGUCCACAGGAAUUAGAAGCAGUGAAACUGAAAUUCUUCACAUUGAUGGAUGAGUUGUACAAGUUUAUUAAUUAUGAUGAUCCCGUAAAUUCAAAAUUGUAUUUGAUUAUUCAGUAUAAUUUUGAUAUUUUCAUUACAAUUGCCACAAAUUGCAAAACUUUGGAAAUCGCCACCAAAACAAUUCGAUUUUUAACAUCGGUGAUUAUGAAUUUGAAUUACUGGGAAAUUUACAAUUUAUUGAAUUGGAAACCGGUGAUUUAUCAUUUUUUAACCGUGAUUAAUUUCGAUUUGAAUGAUUGUUAUACCCAGUUUAUCAACGAUUAUCAGAAAUUCUCCUAUUCUAAAGUACACCAACCAUUACCCAGACCACGCGAACGGUCUAGAAAAACCCGAAGAAGUAAAGUAAAGAGAAAAUCUCACCCUCUGCCAAGCUCAGACAAUACCAAUGAGUUUGAUGAAGAAGACGACGACGUGGAUGAAGAAUUGGAUGAGGAUUUCUUUAGUUUGAAUCCAGAUACUGCUGAACAUGAUAAAUUUGUCAGUGACCGAGUGGCAGAAUUGACACCAAAAGAAAAGAAGAAAUUGCGAGCCGAAAUGAGACAGCAGCGAGAAGAAACCGAUGGCAAAUUACAAGGCCAUAAGAUUAUUAAAAAGACGCAAAUCAACAGGUCUAAUAAAUCUUCUAAUUAUGACCCAGAUGUCGUGCAUGAAUGUCAAUUACCUUCUCCUGAUGAACCCAACAAGUUGUGUCUUCGCCGUUUCUCAAGAAAGUAUGAAUUGAUUAGACACCAAGAGACAGUUCAUUCGAAGAAGAAAAAGCUAUUUAAAUGUUAUGUUUGUGUUAAACAAAAUCCUGGCGUUGGCCCCCGAAUAUUCACUCGUCAUGACACAUUAGCAAAGCAUAUUCGAGUAAAUCACAAGAUUUCUGGCAAGGAAGCUAAAGCGGAAGUGGCAUAUUCCAAGAAACACGCCGAAGUUGUGGAAGAAGGAGAUAUAACCGUUCAUGUAGGUAGAAGAAAGACUAAGGUUGAUUUUGAAUUGAGAGCUCACAUGGAAAGAAGAAAAAGUGGCGGCAAAGAUUCUCCAGAAGGGGACGAUUCAGGUUAUUUAGAAACGACUGAUUUGGACUCUGGUGACGAAGAAGUUACAUUUAAUAAUUAG
Spathaspora passalidarum NRRL Y-27907 is the source of this 1434-nucleotide messenger RNA. RefSeq names its product Fgr15p (gene FGR15). The record is from RefSeq and is a predicted model, not a curated record. The transcript has a single exon. The coding region runs from base 1 to 1434 and encodes 477 amino acids. Lineage: Eukaryota; Fungi; Ascomycota; Pichiomycetes; Serinales; Debaryomycetaceae.